Mycena citricolor is the source of this 1579-nucleotide messenger RNA. The record is from the annotation of a GenBank genome assembly. Lineage: Eukaryota; Fungi; Basidiomycota; Agaricomycetes; Agaricales; Mycenaceae.
AGGGUUGGCUUACAGCCACAGACCGUGUCUCGUUCUUCGACCCUCUGUUACAUCUAUGGCCCCGUACAACGAUGGCUACUACUACGAAGAGGAAGAAGGAGAGGAAGAAGGAGAUGAAGAUGAACUCCUUCUGGACAAUGACUUCCAAGAGGUUGGAGGACGGCCAUACGAGGAUUGGGCUCAAUUGAGGGACGACAGCAGGGUUGGCUCUGACAACGGCGGAUCGAGUGGGGAGGAUGGAGAGCAGCAGCCCGAACGGGAAGCGUCCAAACACAAUAUGGGGCUCGGAGUUUGUAGCGAUCUCAUCUUCAUUCGACAAGUGCGUGAAAAGCGUCGCAAGAACGCCAAGAGCACAAUGGAGACGAAGCUCUCCUUCUACUUUCAUGAAGCCUCUUGUCUCUCUGAGCUACUCGAGGGUGCAUUUGCUACUGCUCAAUGCACUGACGAAUUCAAGUACAAAGUUGUUGCAUCCAAACUUCGUACUACUGCUUUCACUGUGACGAUGACUGUUCCUGGCACCACCCUCAAGGCUGUUCCUUUGCUAUCUCAGUCAAACUUGGAGAAGUGCAUUGCUGGAAUGGAGGAGAAGGGAAAGAGCAACGUCAAGAUGAGUAUUGCAGAGUCUGCAGUUAUGGAGGCCCCAAAUGAGAACAACGUGCCAGCGCAGCAGGAUGAGGAGGGCCCUGUGAAGAAGAGGAAGCGCCAACUCUCGCCAGAAGAGGAAGCUCUUGGCAUGGCUAUGGCAGAGAUCCAAGUGGCUAACCGCUGCAAUGACCGACGUUGCCCAAACCGCAUCUGUUUCACCAAGAACGGGAUCUGCAAGCACGUUCUGGUUACCCCGCUUCUUCUUCGCAUAUGGGGCUCGGCUAUUGUCAGCAAGAUGGAUGGUGUUACCCCGGAGAACCCGCCUCCCCAUGAAGUUGAGAAGGCCUUCUGGCCCCUCGGACCAGAGCCAGGCAUAUCCGACACCCCAAAUGACGACAUUUCUCUUAUGGCCUCCCGUCGCUUGAACUCAGCAGCCAACAAAUCGUCUCCUUCUGUUACAAUCAAUAAUGACUUUGCCGCUUUUGCCAGUCUCCUCCAGCCUCUUGUUUCGAAUGGACAAACCCCCAAUGCAUCCCGUGUUUCCCCAGCGCUUGCCUCCCCCGCCCUAAUUCGACCUAUCUCGCCUGCCAAGCCAAAACGCAUGACAUUUGAUGCAUUCUGUAAAGCUUUCCGCCUCCCGCCUGCCAUCUUCGAAGGCUUGCGUGACAUUGGUAUCGAUGGCCCACACAUCAUUGCUCAUCUCACGAACACUGAUCUUGAUCGGUAUCUGCCCCUUGGUCUCCGAGCGCAACUCCGCUAUGCGCAGUCAGAGUGGGAGAAGGGCAAGUUGUCAGCCGAUGGAUGAGCGUGCGUCCCUAGUCCUCUUUGUCUUGUAGAUAUCCCUGCUUGUGUUGCUUUCCUUACUGCAUGAUUCAUACUUAGUCUCUGUCUCGACCACAAUUUGUAUCCUAGUACCACAACAAUAACUGUAGUGUCCUCUAAUUGUACGGUUCAAUAACCAAGUAGUAUCCAAUAAUCAAGUCGUAUCCAAUAA